Molecule: messenger RNA, 1082 nt
Organism: Sebastes umbrosus (honeycomb rockfish)
Lineage: Eukaryota; Metazoa; Chordata; Actinopteri; Perciformes; Sebastidae
Gene: syf2
Product: SYF2 pre-mRNA-splicing factor
Exons: 7
Coding region: 93-809 (238 amino acids)
Cellular component (GO): post-mRNA release spliceosomal complex; catalytic step 2 spliceosome; Prp19 complex
Source: RefSeq, a predicted model, not a curated record
AAUAAAAUGUAAAAUGUUUAUUGUGUCGUCAUAUCCGGUAAGAACGUCACACUUCCUGUCUUCUUCCUCCGUGUAACAACAUUAACGCAACAAUGGCGUCCUCUAGUCAGGAGUCUGCUCCAGCCACUGAGAAGGAACAACCUGAAGCUCUUCCGUCCCAGAAGAGAGAGGCGACUCUGAGGAAGUUUAGAGAGCUACACUUCAAACGGAAUGAAGCCCGUAAGCUCAAUCACCAGGAGGUUGUGGAGGAGGACAAGAGGCUGAAGCUACCUGCUAACUGGGAGGCUAAGAAAGCCAGACUGGAGUGGGAGCUUGCUGAAGACGAAAAGAAAAAGGACUGUGCUUCUAGAGGGGAGGACUAUCACAGAGUGAAACUGCUUGAAAUCACAGCCGACGAUGCAGAGCGCUGGGAGAGGAAGAAAAAGAAGAAGAACCCAGACACAGGAUUUGCAGGUUAUGCCGAGGCUCAAUUCCGACAGUACCAGAGGCUCACCAAGCAAAUCAGACCAGACAUGGAGGGCUAUGAGAAGCAGAGAGAGGAAUGCGGUGAGGACUUCCACCCCACGACCAACAGCCUGAUCCACGGCACCCAUGUUCCCACAAAGCAGGGCGUUGACCGCAUGGUGGAAGACGUUGAGAAACAGAUAGAGAAACGGGCCAAGUACAGCCGACGCAGGGCGUACAACGACGACGCCGACAUCGACUACAUCAACGAGAGGAACGCCAAGUUCAACAAGAAGGCGGAGCGCUUCUACGGCAAAUACACGGCCGAGAUCAAACAAAACUUGGAGAGAGGCACGGCCGUCUAGCGGGUCCAGUUCCCUCAGUGGACAUGUUGAGAUUUGUCUUCAUUUAUUCAUCUUGGAUGCAUCAUUUUCUUCUGUAUACACAACAUACAUGUAUGAAAAAUGCUAAAAAAUGGACUCUGUCUUUUAAGGCAGUCGUCUAACAUUUUAAUUUUUGAGUUCAGUUAUCUGUAAGAAAUGAUUUGUGGUGUUCUUUUGUACAGUAAUACAAGUUAAAACAACUUAUGAUUAUUAUUAUCCUUUUUCUUUUUAAAUAAACCACUUACAGUUAUAUUA